This is a messenger RNA of Nicotiana attenuata, 901 nucleotides long. Its product is annotated as nascent polypeptide-associated complex subunit alpha-like protein 2. Gene Ontology annotation, biological process: protein targeting to membrane. The record is from RefSeq and is a predicted model, not a curated record. Gene Ontology annotation, cellular component: nascent polypeptide-associated complex; cytoplasm. Bases 103 to 726 code for a protein of 207 amino acids. NCBI's taxonomy places the organism in Eukaryota, Viridiplantae, Streptophyta, Magnoliopsida, Solanales, Solanaceae. The transcript is spliced from 3 exons.
ACCCCACCAUUUUUAUAUCUCCAUCUUUUUCUGCUUACGAAUUCUAUCCUCAAAGCACUGUGAACCUCUUCCAUUCGAUUAAACCAUCCUACGACUGCAACCAUGCCUGGUCCCGUCAUCGAAGAAAUCGAAGCCGAGAAGAAGCUUAAGGAGGAUGAGCCAAUCGUGGAGGACGUGAAGGAGGAAGACGACCACGAUGAUGACGCCGAUGAUUCUGACGACGACGAUGACGAUGACAAGGAAGAUAGCGCCCUUGGAGGUAGUGAGAGUUCUAAGCAGAGCAGGAGUGAGAAGAAGAGUCGGAAAGCCAUGUUGAAGCUUGGCAUGAAACCUGUUACAGGGGUUAGCAGGGUCACUAUUAAGAGGACCAAAAAUGUUUUAUUCUUCAUCUCAAAACCAGACGUCUUCAAAAGCCCAAAUUCCGAGACCUAUGUCAUAUUUGGAGAGGCUAAGAUUGAGGAUUUGAGCUCGCAGUUGCAGACACAAGCAGCUCAGCAGUUUAGGAUGCCAGACAUGGGAUCUGUGAUGGCCAAGUCAGAUGUGUCCCCCUCUACUGCUGCUGCUGAGGCAGAUGAGGAAGAAGAAGAGGUCGAUGAGACUGGUGUUGAACCUCGGGACAUUGAUUUGGUUAUGACACAAGCAGGAGUGUCCAGGAGCAAGGCAGUCAAGGCUCUGAAGUGCCACAAUGGAGACAUAGUCAGUGCUAUUAUGGAGCUUACCACUUGAGUAUGCUUACAAAUUCACCUUUCAAUUUGUGCUUGAUGAUGAAUUUUGGAGUCACUCUCAUUCUAUUUUUGUUGCCCUUGUUAAUUGGCGAACCACCUAUUAAGAUGUGGUCCGAUGUAGAACCUCAUUGGCCUAUAUCAAGAAAUGAAGGGCUUUCUUUUUUAUUUUGGUUCUA